Molecule: messenger RNA, 1490 nt
Organism: Abrus precatorius (Indian licorice)
Lineage: Eukaryota; Viridiplantae; Streptophyta; Magnoliopsida; Fabales; Fabaceae
Exons: 1
Coding region: 1215-1490 (91 amino acids)
Source: RefSeq, a predicted model, not a curated record
AUCCUUUUCCUGAAAAUAAAUUAUAAAUAAAUAAAUAAAAUGCCCUUGUUCCCAAAAUGUUUGUAUCUUUCUAAGAACGUGCAAUGAAAAAAGGGGGAGGACCUCCUUUGAAAUUCCAAAUUGGGAGAAAUCUUCAGCAGCAUUUGCCAUCCUGCAAGCAUUGUUAGCAAAGUAUUUUAAGUUACUGUCUUCAAAUUGGAAUCUUGUGUGUGAAAAAAUCAGGGUUCAUUGAUAAGCAUAUGAACUCAUACCGGGAUCGAAAUUCGAAUACUUCGCUGCGACAGAGUUCGAAAUGAAGAGUUGCAGAACUUCCACUGAGGCACUUUGCUUUUGUUCCUCCUGCGUGGUUAGCGCGCUUUGAGCUUUGCUUAGGGUUCAAUUUCGACAUCGUACUCAAGUGUUUUGUUUUUCUUUGAAAGUCAAAACGACACCGUUUUGGCUUAUGAGGAUAAGCCAAUGGCCAAUGACCAUUGACCAUUGACCAUUGAAUUUUUUUUUUAAUUAUUAUGUUAAGAGCAAUCUAAAUGUUUUGAUUGCAUUGAUUUUUUUUCCCUCAAAAGUUAACAAUUUUGUAUGUUAAGAAAAGAUAUUACUUCUAUAAGUGGAUUGACAGUAUUAAAAUAAAGAUGUAAUUAUUAAAAUUAACUAUCACAAUGUUACAAUUAUUUUCACAGCUUCGUGAUUUUAGUGUCAAAGUCACUUGAGGAAGUAAAUAAAACCCUAAAUUUGAAGUGGAUUGACAGAAGGCAAUAAGGACUCUAGCAUGUUCCAAUCUUAUAUAAUUUGAAUGAAGAAAAAGACUAAUAAUACCUUGAGAAACUAACCCCAAAUGAUUGUUUCAAGAUGUCAGAAAUUAAAUGGAGAAAUCAAGAGCCUUUAUUCAUCAUUAAUUUAAUUUAACAUAAAUUAUGACUAUAAAACAUUUUAAUUUACUUGUUUUAUAUGUUUUUGAUCUAUCUCCUAAUUUUAAAAAAGACAAAUUCUUUUUAUUUGUUACCUUCAGCCUUUUUUGCUACUAAAGGGCCUUUUUAUUUCUUAGAACCCAAACUAGAAAAAAAAUGAUAUUAAUGAAGUAAUAUUUAAUUAAAGUAGUUGAUUAGGCGAGUCCAGAAUCUCAUGAAGCAACCCAACUCAACACACCUUGCUUUAAUGUUCUUUCUUUGGUAACAGAGAAGACACCUUGCAGGCCCAAUUACGCGAUCUGGAACGAAAACAUGUCAAGGGAAGAAGACAAGUGCGAGCGCGUGGAGAGAGCGUUACGCGAGUGCCACCGGCGAGUUCCAUCGGGUCCGAGUCGCGACACGGCGUGUCGUCACCUGAACCACGCGCUGGCCACGUGCCUUGUCUCUUUGGCAUGUCCCCAUGAAUGGGAGGCCGUGCGCACCCUUUGCUCCACCGCCGGCACCGCUCUUAAACGCCAACAAUGCCAACAGGCUCAGCUUUCUCUCUCCCUUUGCCUCUCUCUCUCUUCUCAACAACACAAUAUGUAA